This is a messenger RNA of Sander lucioperca (pikeperch), 2104 nucleotides long. RefSeq names its product insulin-like growth factor binding protein 6b (gene igfbp6b). The transcript is spliced from 4 exons. Bases 445 to 1050 code for a protein of 201 amino acids. Gene Ontology annotation, molecular function: fibronectin binding; insulin-like growth factor II binding; insulin-like growth factor I binding. The record is from RefSeq and is a predicted model, not a curated record. Lineage: Eukaryota; Metazoa; Chordata; Actinopteri; Perciformes; Percidae. Gene Ontology annotation, cellular component: extracellular region. Gene Ontology annotation, biological process: regulation of insulin-like growth factor receptor signaling pathway.
UCUCUCUCUCUCUCUCUCUCUCUCUCUCUCUGUCUCCCUUUCUCUUUCUCUGAGUCCCAGCCCCUGAAGGUGUCAUAACUGUGCUCUCUCUCUGUCUCUCUCUCUCUCUCUCUCUCUCUCUCUCUCUCUCUCUCUCUCUCUCUCUCUCUCUCUCUCUCUCUCUCUCUCUCUCUCUCUCUCUCUCUCUCACUCACUCACUCUCUAUCACCGCCUUUCAGAUCUUUAAAAGCUGGUGCUUUGCUGUGUCUCUCUCGAUCUCCAUUUGUCUCCUCUGGCACUGCAGGGGACUCAACCAGCAAAGCACCAAGGAAAGCUACUGUAUAGAAACGGGGAGAAGACAGAAAGGGAAAGAGAGUAAGGGAGAAAUAUACAUCCAGAAAUAGCAUCAGCCACAUUUAAGUGACAGAGAGUGACAGAGUGGAGAACCUGAGACCUGGACAGAAAAUGCCUAUCCUUUCUAACUUAACAACCGUUGUUUUGUUGCUGAUUGCUCACUGCGGAUCAUGGACCGGGGCAAACCGCUUGGGCCCCUUCAAGGUCUGUCCCUCCUGCAGGGAUCCACUGGGGGCAGGUCGCCCCCCCAGAGACCAUAAUGUUGCUGGCAGCACGUCAGUGUUGGCCCAGGGAGAGCCCUGUGGUGUGUACACCUUGAGCUGUGCCAAGGGGCUCCGCUGUGUUCCCCCACCAAGGGAGCAUAGCCCCCUUCAGGCUCUGUUGCAGGGAAGGGGCAUUUGCGCCAAGCACAGCAGGACUAGUCCCACUGAGAGGCCCCACCCCACAGGUCCCCAUCCCUCACACGGUGGUGACAUUGAAAAAGCCCCCUGCCGCAAGCUGCUCAAUAGUGUCCUGAGGGGUCUCGAGCUGACAAUCUUCCAGUCGGACCGUGACAUCUACAUACCCAACUGUGACACUCGUGGCUUCUACAGGAAAAAGCAGUGCCGCUCCUCCAAGGGCAUGCAGCGUGGCAACUGCUGGUGCGUGGAUGAACUCGGCACGCCCGUGCCCUCACGUGCCAGCGAGGAUGGCACUUUACCAUGCGAUGGGGAGUGAGGGAUGAGUCCGUCCUAUUGCUCUGAGCCUGGAGGAAGAGGAGAAGGUGGAGGAGGAGGAGGAGGAGGAGGAGGUGGUGGUGGUGGUGGUGGUGGUAGAGGAGCAGGAGCACAGGGAGAGGGGGUGGCUUUAGCAUGUGCUAGACACUGCCUGGACAGGAGGUAGCAGGGAUAAACCACUUCCUAUGGAAAAUACACACCAGUUAACGUUCAUGUCCUCUCUAGAAGCAAGACACACACACUCUCACAGUCCAGCAGCAGCAACAACAACAUCUGCCUGAAUGUUCGACAGUUGCAGCAACGUCCUCUGCGUCGUCCGGUGACAUGCUGCAUGCUCACAUUAAUGCUCUGUGAACUGCCUCAGUGAUCCAAAGCGGUAUUACUCCGAAUGGUCUCUAUAUUCCCUGGCUCUUGUCCUGGCUUUCUGGUAGAUUUUGAUUUCCCUUUUUACUUUAGGAUAGCUGACACUGCCUGUGUUUGUUCUGAUCUCAGUGGGCUGAAAUACUGUUACGCAGGUGAUGUGACACAAGUGUUUGAAAAAUGUGUCUCCCUCACCGUCCUCUCUCCCUCUCUCCAAAGAUACACUGAUAUCAACAUACCUAAUUGACAGAAUAUUUCUUAUUUCUAUUAAUUUAUUUUUGAGUAUGUGUUUCCAUCAAGUACUGCUUGAAUCUUACAGUAUCUUAUAUAUAAGUCAAGUCAGAAAAAAAUAGUCAUACGAAUACGAUCCUGGAUGCUUCUGUUGAUUUUAUUUGUCAAAAUGGCGUUCUGACUGCUUAUUAGUUGAUUGUUUGUACAUAUGUUGGAAUUUUGUGGUCGACUGUGUGUUCUGAAGUGGCAGACAAAAAGCUUACGGCUGUUACCCUUUUCAAAAAGUUGUAAGGCAUAUUUUUAUACACGUCAAUAUAAUAUUUUAUAUAUGAAUUGCUGGUUUAUUUAAUGAACUACAGUACAAUGCCAUGUAUUUUUAUAUUGUCAGCAGUUUCUUAUUUAAAGACAGAGAUUAUUUUAUUUCAUGUUAGGGGAAGUGUUGUGCUUUAAAGGCACCUUUAUGG